AGGGACAAUAAUAGUAUUUUACUUUUAUAUACGGCGCCAAGCAAAUAAGUGCACUCCAUAAAAGUCAUUGUGUCCGUAGCCUUGCUCAAACACAUUCAUUCAACCACAACCAUACACAGACUUCAUUGAGCAUAUCAUGGCAGCUGCUGCUGAUCAUGCUACUCCCACCUAUGACCGUAUGAAAGAGGUUAAGGAAUUCGACGAAUCCAAGAUUGGUGUCAAGGGCCUCGCUGAAUCUGGCAUCACCUCAAUACCCCGUAUGUUCAUUCAUUCACCUGAGGCUCUCUCUGACCUCAAAAAACCCAACUCUCAAACUGGCACCAAAAAAACCAUCCCUUUAAUCGAUCUUUCCCACUUCAACUCCCCCACCGAACGACACCAACUUGUGGAACAAAUGAGAGAUGCCACUUCCACAUGGGGCUUCUUCCAAGUUAUCAAUCAUGGGAUUCCCAAAUCAGUCCUAGACGAAACCAUAAACGCAAUCAAAGCUUUCCAUGACCAACCCCAUGAGGUCAAGUCCAAACUCUAUAACCGUGAAAAGGAGAGGCAAGGGGUUAUGUACUCGAGUAACAAUGACUUGUACCGAGCCAAAGCUGCUAGCUGGCAUGACUCUCUCACGAUUUGGAUGGCCCCAGAGACAAGGCGUGCAAAGGAGGAGGAUAUUCCUGAGGUUUGUAGGAAACAGAUAGUUGCAUGGGAAUCGCAUUCAACAAAGGUGGCUGAGGCUUUGUUGGAGUUACUGUCUGAAGGGUUGGGUGUGGAGGCAAAGAGGUUUAAGGAUUUGGGGUUUUUGGAGGGCAAGUUGGUUGUGGGACACUGCUAUCCCUACUGUCCACAGCCGGAUCUGACGGUGGGAAUCACAUCUCACACAGAUUCAGGGCUGACUGUGUUGUUGCAGAACCAGGUGGGAGGGUUGCAAGUCAAGCAUGGCGACGAGUGGGUUGAUGUGGAGCCCAUCCCUGGAGCAUUGACUGUCAACAUUGGCGACUUCAUACAGAUAAUCUCUAAUGAUAAUUACGUAAGUGUGGAGCAUCGUGUUUUGGCUAAGACAUCUAAAGAGCCUCGUAUUUCAGUCGUGGCAUUUUUCAACGUGGGAACUCAAGCUGAUUCUGAUUACUUUGGACCACUACCAGAAUUAUUGUCACCUGAUAAACCAGCUCUUUACCGCAAAUUCACAGUGCCAGAAUUCAAUGAAAGUUUUUUCAGCAAGGGAUUGGACAGCAAGUCUUUCAUACAGAAAGUUAGACUGUGAAAUAAGAAUUCUUAGAGGACUGGUAAAGUCCAUAUAUAUGAUAUAUGUUGCAUAUUUAUGUACCUGUGUGAAUGGGAUGGAGCCACCCAUUCCUUGCUCAAAAGAAUGUACUUUGCUUGAGGCAUAAUAAAUAAGGCAAAUUCAAGUGCCCCGCUUAAAGCUAAA
Molecule: messenger RNA, 1417 nt
Organism: Quercus robur (English oak)
Lineage: Eukaryota; Viridiplantae; Streptophyta; Magnoliopsida; Fagales; Fagaceae
Product: 1-aminocyclopropane-1-carboxylate oxidase homolog 4-like
Exons: 2
Coding region: 137-1252 (371 amino acids)
Source: RefSeq, a predicted model, not a curated record